Molecule: messenger RNA, 6361 nt
Organism: Salmo salar (Atlantic salmon)
Lineage: Eukaryota; Metazoa; Chordata; Actinopteri; Salmoniformes; Salmonidae
Product: protein-methionine sulfoxide oxidase mical2b-like
Molecular function (GO): FAD binding; protein binding
Source: RefSeq, a predicted model, not a curated record
CCUCCUCUAAAGACUUCGUCAGGCUUUAUCCGGCUCCGGUUUGUCGGCUACAACUUGAGAACAUUUUCAAUAGUCAACUGACUGAGAUAGAAGUUGGAUACCUUGGAGUUUAUUGCUCGGUGGGAACGUUGUUUAUUCUGGACAAAACAAGGCGUUUUGAUUAGGACAGCUGUCAUUUUGAAGUUCGUUUCAAUUGACACACAGAUGUAAGUGAAUGACAGUCUGUUUCUCAUUUGAGCGUACGACUGACCGACUAACUAUUCCGGCUCCCGAGCGGCGCAGCGGUCUAAGGCACUGCAUCUCAGUGCAAGAGGCAUCACUUCAGGCCCUGGUUUGAUCCCGGGCUGUAUCACAACCGGCUGUAAUCGGGAGUCCCAUAGGGCGGCACACAAUUGGACCAGCGUCGUCCAGAACCCGCUGAGAUGGCAGUCGGAUCAUAGUCUAACUAAGCCCGUGAGCGGCUGGAGACAGAGCGAGGGAGUGACGGACAGAUCGAGUCUCCAAAACAGAAGAUGGAGGAUGAGAGGAGCGCCCAGGCAGGGCAGCUCUUUGAGAACUUUGUCCAGGCGUCCACAUGUAAGGGCACUCUGCAGGCCUUUAGUAUCCUAUGCAGGCAGAUGGAUCUGGACCCGCUGGACUACAGGAACUUCUACAGCAACCUCAAAGCCACGGUCACCAAUUGGAAGGCCAAGGCCCUCUGGACCAAACUGGACAAGAGAGCCGGCCACAAGGAGUACAAGCGAGCCAAAGCCUGUGAGGGCACCAGGUCUUUGAUCAUUGGAGGAGGGCCCUGUGGCCUGCGCACAGCCAUCGAGCUGGCUCUGCUGGGGGCCAAGGUGGUGGUGAUUGAGAAGAGGGACACCUUCUCCAGAAACAACGUGCUCCACCUGUGGCCCUACACCAUCCACGACCUCAGGGGCCUCGGGGCCAAGAAGUUCUAUGGCAAAUUUUGUGCCGGAGCCAUAGACCACAUCAGUAUUCGCCAGCUCCAGCUCAUGCUGCUGAAGGUCUCCCUCAUCGUGGGAGUGGAGGUCCAUGUCAACGUGGAGUUUGUUAAACUGCUGGAACCACCGGACAACCAGGAGAAUGAAGGGCCUGGAUGGAGAGCUGAGAUUAGACCAUCAAACCACCCCCUCACUGACUUUGAAUUUGAUGUGGUGAUCGGUGCGGAUGGACGCAGAAACACGUUAGAUGGUUUCAAGAGGAAGGAGUUCCGGGGUAAGCUGGCCAUCGCCAUCACAGCCAACUUUGUCAACAGGAACACCACGGCCGAGGCCAAGGUGGAGGAGAUCAGCGGAGUGGCCUUCAUCUUCAACCAGAAGUUCUUCCUGGAGCUCAAAGAGGAGACAGGGAUUGAUCUGGAGAACAUUGUGUACUACAGAGACAACACGCACUACUUUGUGAUGACUGCAAAGAAGCAGAGUCUGCUGGACAAGGGGGUCAUCAUUCAUGAUUACAUUGAAACAGAGAAGCUUCUGGGCCAAGACAACGUGAACCAGGAGGCUCUUCUCUCCUACGCCCGCGAGGCUGCCGACUUUGGCACCAACUACCAGCUGCCCUCUCUGGACUACGCCAUCAACCACUGCAACCAGCCCGAUGUGGCCAUGUUCGACUUCACCUGCAUGUACGCCUCAGAGAAUGCGGCGCUGUUCAGGGAGAAGUGCGGACACCAGCUACUGGUGGCUCUGGUGGGGGACAGUCUACUGGAGCCCUUCUGGCCCACGGGGACAGGCUGUGCUAGAGGGUUCCUGGCUGCCUUUGACACGGUGUGGAUGGUGAGGGGCUGGGCGCAGGGCAAGGCCCAUCUGGAGAUCCUGGCAGAAAGGGAGGGCCUCUACAGGCUAUUACCCCAAACAACGACAGAGAACAUCUCAAAGAACUUUGAUCAGUACACCAUAGACCCGGUAACACGGUACCCCAACCUCAACUCUAGCUGUGUCAAGCCACAUCAGGUGCGUCACCUGUUCAUAGACGGGCAGCAGGACUCCUGUCCUCUGGAGCGGGGUGGACCCACACGUAGAUCUGUCAAUCUCUCCAGACGAGAGUCGGACAUCCGGCCCAGCCGCCUCCUCACCUGGUGUCAGAAGCAGACACAGGGGUACAGGGGUGUGGACGUCACCAACCUCACCUCUUCCUGGAAGAGUGGCCUGGCACUCUGUGCUCUUAUACACCGCCUCCGGCCAGACCUCAUUGACUUUGACUCCCUGAAUGAGAAGGACUCGGCCAAGAACAACCAGCUGGCCUUUGACAUAGCAGAGCAUGAGUUUGGUAUCCAGCCUGUGACCACGGGGAACGAGAUGGCUCUGGACCAGGACCCAGACAAGCUGAUGAUGGUGCUGUACAUCUCCAAGCUUUACGAGAUGUUCCGCAACUCGCCUGCAUCCAUCACUGGUACAAGGGAAACGGAGGAGAACAAUGAAGCGUAUUCAUCGGAGUCUGCAUACUCGGUUUACAACUUAAUGAACCGAACACAGCCCAAAAAAAGGAUCCCAAAGGAUAACGGGAAGCUGGAGGAGAACGAUCCGAUGAACAAAAGACGAAGAAAGGGCAGCACCUAUUUAGAGGAGUUGUCCUGUCAGAGUGCCCCCCCUGCAGGUGACGGCGGGGAGCAGAAUAAAGUGCGCUCAAUGGCCACACAGCUACUGGCCAAGUUUGAGGAGAAUGCAUCGCCCGGCAGUUCCCUGCGCAAUAAGUCUGAUUUGAACUCAGACUCUGAUUCAAGCCAUCCUUCAUCCCCUUCUCUGGAUAUGAUGGAGAACCCUCGCUUCGCUAAGCCCAAGGAACAGCCCCCUCCCUCGCCUCCACCCCCACGCCCCAAGUGGCAGCCGUCCAUCUAUAUGCGACUCUUAGAAGAGCCUGCAACCGUGGCGCAACCGACUCCCCUUCACGUUCCAACAAGGUCCUGGAGUCCUCCUCCACAUGAUGAUCAAACACAGGCCUCUCCGCGCGCAGACUUGGUGCAGCAGAGAGUGUGGAUUCCACACACCGAAACCCCAGAUGACGUAGAUUACCCAGAACAACCUUCUCCUGACCCCACAGGGAUGGGCCAGUGCCUAGAGAAGCUGGAGGACAAGAUGAGCCAGAAAAAAGUGCAAACCGUAACUACCGGGGAAUUUAACAGGAAGAGUAUAAAGGAGAGGGCUGUGCUUCUGCGUUCGAUGUUUCCUGAGUCCGAGACUCCUCUAAUGAAAGAGUAUAAGACGGAUCGAUCUGCCUUUGUUCCUAAAAUCACUUCAAUACGCCCUGUCUCUGAACCGUCUGCUCUUUCUUGCUUCUCUUCUCUUACCCCAACAUCUCCUGUGCAUCAUUACAAGUGUAAUGGAAGUGCUGCAUCAAGUAGACUCAAUCAAACGCCAAUCGAAUGUCCUGUGAGUUAUCAAGCUGAACCCUUCAAGCCUGACAUGUCUGCCGAACAGUGCAAUGGGAGUGCUGGAUCAAGUAUUCAAAAGCCAAUCAAUCGAUUUGAGCGUUACGAAGCUGGCCCUUUAAAGUCCACCGAACAGUGCAAUGGGAGUGCUGCACCAAGCGUAAUGAUUAAAAAAACAAUUGAUCAAUCUGAAAGCUGUCCUGUUGAGCCCUCUAAGCCUGCCAAACAGAGGACAGUUGGGAAGGUCUCUUCUCACAUAGGUGCUAGGGCUGAAACUCUAGCCAUCCUUUAUGAAACUGACCACAGGCCUAAUGCCUUGCCGUGUAUCGUGCGGAAGGAGUUCCCUCAGAACCUGGGAGGCAGUGACACAUGUCACUUCUGCUCCAAGCGUGUGUACGUGAUGGAGCGACUCAGCGCUGAGGGCCACUUCUUCCACAGGGAGUGUUUCCGCUGUGACGUCUGCAGCUCCACACUACGCCUGGGAGGACACGCCUACGACUCCCAACACGGCAAGUUUUACUGCAAGCCUCAUUAUUCUCAGCGUCGGUCCAGCCUACAAAGUUCAAGCAAGUUCUUGAGGAGAACGGAGGACCAGGGACGUCUGACGUCUUCGCCAGACCGGAGUGACCCCUACUCGGCCACGGACAGCCUGCAGAGCCAGCCCUCAGGGCGUCACUACAGAUACACGGGCCUGUUGAAUGGACUGUACACCCGCAUGGUGCCUGAGGUGGCAGAGGAGGCCAUGGACACAAUGGACCUGGACACCAACAGGACUGCCGACUCGAAGAAACAGGACCACUCGAAUACUUCUCUCCAACCACAAGAUUCUGCACAAGAGAAGAAAGAACCUUCCGAUUCCAAUUCAUCUCUCCUGUCUGGGAACAGCCGAUGGAAGAGGAAGAUCCGUGCUACUCUCCCUCUCAUCCUGGUGAGGCACUUCUCACAUGAAAACGCUACAGAAAAAGAGGAGCCCACCAUUGAAGAGGACAACUUUGAUUUCAACGUGAUUGAAACACCACAGGUCUCCGAUGAUGGUCCUAAACUACCUCCAGAUUCUCCGAAUCAGAAUCCAUCGAUGGGUAAAGAAGCGCCUCCUGUCACCAAAGUGCCACAGCUGCAGGAAGCAGUCGGCCCAAAGAAGAGGCUGACCCUGUCCCUGUCUGAGAAACAGAAGCUCCUAGACUGGAACCUGGUUACUCCAGAAGAGGCCCGAAGCCCUGGAGGAGGAGACCCAUCCAAACACUACAAACCUGGGGACCAGAUCCUCCAGAAGGACCCAUUGCCUCAGGUAGACCCAGAGACAGAGCCAGUCCCAGCUCAGCCCCAGCCGGCACCGUCCAUGUUCCAGAUUUGGGCAAAUGCCUUCAGAAGGUCUUUUGGAGUACCAGGGACCACCACAGACUCCAACACAGUUGUCACCAGGAGGAACAACAACGGGCCCACCAAGUCCAGGCCUCUGUCUGACGGCGCCUUCAGCUUUAUCUCCCUGUUUGGGGCUACUGCUCAAAGCCAGGAGGCCGAACCAGUGGGAGUGGGUCAGAAGAGCCAGCCGACCCCACACCCAUGCAAGGCCUCCAUGGGUGAUAGACCCGCAGACCUGCCCACGCUACUGGACCAGGUGUCCCUAGGCAGCAACAAGUCCGUGGGAUCCUUCACCACAGACGACAUGGCCUCACUGCCGCCCAGGAAGCACAACUUCUUCUCCUACCUUAGGCUGAAGAAGAGAGAGGGGCCGGUGAGCGUGGGAGCGGGGGUUCUGGAGAAGGACAUCGGGACCAUUCUGUCCAACAUCAGGAACAAAGCCUCCAGCGAACAGCAGAAGGAUGAGUCCAACUCCUCAAGUGACGAUGAGCUUGUCCCAGCCAAACCUUUGUCCCAGCCGAAGACCCAUGGGAGCUCAGAGAGACAGAGGAGGAGGCAGGAGAAGACUGUGAUUCAACAGGACAAGAGAGAGAAGCUGAAGAGACUCCACAGAGCCCAGGUCAUACAGAGGCAGCUGGAGGAAGUGGGGGAGAAGCAGAAGGACCUGGAGGAGAGAGGGGUGACCAUUGAGAAGGUCCUUCGAGGCGAAUCCCCAGACAAAGGUGAUGGUCUCUCUGAUGAGCACGAGCUCCUUCAAAUGUGGUUCAAGCUGGUCCUGGAGAAGAACAGACUGGCACGCUACGAGGAGGAACUGGUCAUAUUUGCUCAGGAACUCGAGCUGGAGGACAGACAGAGUCAACUACAGAUGGAUCUACGAUGCAGGAUGUCCAUAGACGAUUCCAGGAAGAGCUCCAGUGAGCUGGCGGAGGAACAGGAGAUGCUGACAGAGAUCAUGAAGGUGGUGGAGAGGAGAGACACUCUGGUCAGCCUGCUGGAGGAGCAGCGGCUGCAGGAGAGGGCUGAGGACAGAGACCCGGAGAGCCUGGUACUGUCUAGAGGCUACCAGUUCCACUGGACCUGAAGAGAAUCAGCCCUCUGGGGCAGGGAAAAGGCUACAGCACCAUGCAGCUCCACAGGCAGAAGAGACAAGUGACUUCACUACUAGUGACUACCCUACUGGAUUUGGCCGCACGUGGCAUGAUGACCCUUUUGAAUAUGUAUAUCAAUUUGACUUGUCAAUUCCUACUUGAGGACCACACCUCUUAUGAACCUGAGGGUUGUACAGCAAAUGUCUGUAUAGGCUAGUCUCUCGAGACAGCCUUCAGAGAUUACUGUAUGCCUUACAAAGAAAACCUCUGAAUGUAUGCAACCUUAUAAAUAGAAUAAUAUAAAACACUUUGUCAGUUGCACUGGAAAGCACUUAUAAACACUACAGAAACCCAAAGAUUCAGCCUAUCAAAGAUGUUUUCCCUCUCAAAGAAAAAUAUUGCUUAUGUACAGUACCAGUCAAACGUUUGGACACACCUACUCAUUCCAGGGUUUUUCUUUAUUUUAACUAUUUUCUACAUAAUAGUGAAGACAUCAAAACUAUGAAAUAAAACAUAUGGAAUUUUAUAUUUGAGAUUCUUCAAA